Molecule: messenger RNA, 1740 nt
Organism: Coccinella septempunctata (seven-spotted ladybird)
Lineage: Eukaryota; Metazoa; Arthropoda; Insecta; Coleoptera; Coccinellidae
Product: angiopoietin-related protein 7-like
Exons: 6
Coding region: 305-1582 (425 amino acids)
Source: RefSeq, a predicted model, not a curated record
CCUUUUUCGGUUCCAUCUGCAGAGUUCAUCUUCAAGGAUGAUGGAAGAAAAGAACACUAAUUAGUUGCAGUAUCACUACACCAAUCCCAAGUUCCAUAUCUUCCAUUCUUUUACUUAGUUCAUCGCUCAUGACGAUAUUAUUAUUUCCAAUAUUAUGUUGAUUAUGUCUAACGCCUUCGUUGAGAUUGAACAGAUAAAGUGUGGAUGGAUUAAAAACUAGGCAUUCAUAAAAAUAACGAUUUAACAUUGAAAUGAGAACCCAAUGAAGCCAGUGAUCGUUCAGUGUUGAACGUGAACCAACGCUAUGCGUUUAAUAAUAGAAUUAGUUUUCAUUGAACUUUUUUUGAUCUCAUGGAGUUCAGCCGUUAGACCAAGCGUCAAAUCCACAGAAGAGGAUCCAAAUCUGGUUAAAUCAUCAUGUAACACAGGGCAGGUCGAAUACAGGCUGACUAAAUUAGAAGUGCUAACAGCAGAAAGGGGAGAAGCACUAAAAUCAGAGCUUCGUGAAAACAAUAGAAGAUUACAGGCUUUGGAAUGGCAGAACAGUGAAGUCGUGACGGCGAUAGAGGGCUUCAAAAAUGAGAUGAGUCGUCUCGUUGCGAUAGAACAUAAUCCAGUUUCGAGAGCGGGAUACGAUGAUAAAAAUGGAGAGAUAAUGGAGUUGAAAGAAAAGAUCGAGUCCUUAUCGAAAGGAAUUCAUCUAGCUAUAGCAGCGAUUAAGCUUAACAACGCUGAACUGAAGUCCUUGAAGCAAGAUUUAAUUUCAGUCAGAAAUAAUACAGAGAAUAUUGCGGACAACCACGGCCAUUUAAUAAACAAAGAUUACUUCAACGAUGCGAUGGGUGAAGUUAAACACCACCUGAUCGUCCGACAUUCAGGAAAUGAAAAGUGUGAAAUUCAACCUACAGAUAAACCUAGGGAUUGCGUUGAUCUUCAGAGGAAGGGAAAAAAAUCUGGAAUCUAUAAAGUUUAUCCCGAGGACAACCAUAAAGGUAUAAUGGUUCUUUGUGAAAUGGAAACAGCUGGCGGAGGUUGGGCUGUGAUUCAGAAUAGAUACGAUGGAUUUCAAAACUUCUACCUUGGAUGGCAUGACUACAAACAUGGUUUCGGCAAUUUGGGUGGAGAGUUUUGGUUUGGUUUGGACAAUUUAUACAGAAUGACGGGCAACGAAAUAAACGAGUUGUUCAUUCAAUUAGUCGACCAUACGUCCACAGGAAAAUACGCCCAUUAUGGAGCUUUCAGCAUUGGCUCUGAAAUGGAAGGAUAUUCGAUAAAAUUGCUAACUGGUUAUGAGGGUGAUGCCGGAGAUUCCAUGAGAUAUCAUGCAGGAAGUAGAUUUAGUACGAAAGACAUGGAUCAAGAUAGUUGGGAUGAGGGAAGCUGUGCACGAUCUCAUAAUGGUGCAUGGUGGUAUAAAGCCUGCGAUGAAGCAAAUUUGAACGGGAAAUAUUUGAAUGGAGAACUACCUGAUACUUUAAUUUACCAAGGAAUGUACUGGGGGGAUUUCAGAGGACCUAGUUACAGUUUACAGAAGGCGAGAAUGAUGAUAAGACCACGUGAUAAGGCAAUGGACGCGAACUAGAUUAUACGGAAAAUCGAACAAUUCUCAGGCAAUUAAUUCAGGUUUAGCGUUCGAGGAAAUUUUUUUUUAUCUAGGUACACCAUCCUCAUGUGUUUUGUUUCUGAUUUGGAACGAUUGUAAAAUUAUGAAAAAUAAUGAAUAAAAAAUCUUUCAUUUCA